AUGACCUCUCAGAAUUAAUAUCCGACCAUACCUUUCCUAUAUAUUUAGGACAUGGCUGACCCAAAUACUCCAGCCAAUAACUUGCGCCAAAUGAUAGAAGACCAACCCGCACCGACCCAGUUGAUCACCCUUGACUUUCCUCCUCCUCCACCUUCUCCUACACUACCCCAACCUCCUCAGCCUCCUCCUCCUCCACCAUCACAUUCUCUUGCUCUUCUUCCUCUUGUAAUACCACCCACUUCUGAAGCUACAGUAGUACAGCAGCUACAGCUUGAAACACCAAAGGAGGCAACAGCACAGCAGGGAAAGAGUACUCCCAUGGCCUCGAGCUCUUCCGGUAAGCACCCCAGGUACCGGGGAAUCCGCUGCCGGGGAGAGAAAUGGGUGUCGGAAAUCCGAGAGCCGCGCAAGACCAAGCGAAUAUGGCUCGGCACUUUCCCAACUCCGGAGAUGGCUGCAGCCGCCUAUGACGUGGCGGCGCUGGCUCUGAAACGCGAGGAUGCUAUUCUCAACUUUCCUGGUUCCAUCAAGUCGUAUCCAGUCCCGGCAUCCAUGUCUGCCCUGGAUAUACGUGCUGCGGCGACUGCUGCAGCUACUGCAGCAGCAGCCGAGACAACACUGAAGACGAGUGGCUCUAGGGAGAGUACUCCGAGUAGUGUUGGACAACAACAGAAAGAGUAUGAUGAUAUGCUGAGUAUUAAUAGCAGUGCUUUGGCGUCGUCUGUGGGAGCAGACUUUAUGGACGAGGAAGAGAUUUUUGGGAUGCCGAAUUUGCUGGUGGACAUGGCUGAAGGAAUGCUGGUUUCUCCGCCAAGAAUAAACUCGCCGCCUUCUGAUUAUGACUCGCCGGAGUAUUCCGACGGAGGAGAGAGUCUUUGGAACUACGAUUGAUCGAUCUUGUACGUUCGAAUUCCUUAGGUUAUCACUCGGAAAUAAAGAUGACUUUAUGAAAGCACAGAAAACAAAAAUUACAGUGCAUGUAAAUAACAACACAAUGAACAUGGGGGUUUUUCAAACUGACCGAGGCAGUGAAUUCUUCUUCUUCUUUUUGCGAGUGGCAGUAGCUAGGUGUUUCUGUGUUGUUCUUCCUUUAGUUUUCUUCUUCUUUCCUUUUCUUAUAUUUUGAAUUAAGAUUGUGCGGUUUUUUAAUUUCUUUGGGUUAUUGUCAACCAUGACAUUUGCUACAGGAAGCUUUUUACAGUGACUCUAAUAGGGACAGAGAGAAGUUUCAUGAUAAA
Molecule: messenger RNA, 1238 nt
Organism: Fragaria vesca subsp. vesca
Lineage: Eukaryota; Viridiplantae; Streptophyta; Magnoliopsida; Rosales; Rosaceae
Product: ethylene-responsive transcription factor ERF025-like
Exons: 1
Coding region: 52-891 (279 amino acids)
Biological process (GO): regulation of DNA-templated transcription
Molecular function (GO): DNA binding; DNA-binding transcription factor activity
Source: RefSeq, a predicted model, not a curated record